AUGUGCGAACGAAAGAAAAAGGAACUGGAAGAGCUUAAUCAGCAAAUUUCAAAUUUUCCAAACGAUGAUGAAGAUGCACUUGAAGUUGAAUUGGAAGAAGCUGAGAAAAUCUACCUUCAAGUAGAUUGUUUGAUGGAAAUGAUCACAACUAUGUUAGAUGACCGAGGAAAAUGUUCAACUGAAUCGGUCAAAGAUGACGACAGCGCAAGCGGAACCGGAUCCUACAAAUCCACUUCCCAACGUGGUGCUGGUCGAAAACAAGAUACUUGCCUGAAGUUGCCGAAACUCAAUUCGCCAACAUUUAGCGGAAGGUAUGAUCAAUGGCUACCUUUCUUAGAUUCCUUUGAUGGAGCAGUUCACUCAAAUGCAUCGCUGUCUGAUGUUCAGAAACUGCAAUACCUAAAGGGUGCCCUCAAGGAUGAACCGUUUCGUUUGCUAUCACACUUGCCUACUACAAACGCGAACUACUCAGUCGCAAGGGAACUUCUAAAGGAUCGAUAUGCUGAUGUCAAGAUGAUCUCACACGCUCACUUGGAAGCAAUUUUUGAAUUCACUCCAAUGAAGCAUGAGUCAUCCGCUGCAAUACGUCGCUUGAUUAACACCUACACGGAAAACACGAUGGCACUAACAGGACUUGGACUAAAAAUUGAUCAAUGCGAUUUGAUCUGGGUUCACGUUUUGGCCAAGAAAUUAGAUCCUGAAACUAGAAGACAAUGGGAACUUUCCUGCGCGGGAAGUGACAUGCCAAAAAUCAAGCAGAUGAAGAAGUUCUUGGAGGAACGAUCUCGCGCCCUAGAAGCUACGAAGGACCUCCAGUUACCUUCAAUUCAUAGAAAAAAUCAUCAAGGAAGUUCAGACCAAUCUGGAAACUCUAAGAAAGAUGACAAGGUACAGACAUACCACACGAACUCUGCUAAGACGAUCAUCUGCCCAUGCUGCAGUGGUGAUCACCGCGUGUAUCAAUGCACAAAAUUUCAGGAAAUGUCUAUUUCCAAUAGAAGACAAGAAGCCAAAUCAAAGCGAUUAUGCUUCAAUUGCCUGUCCCUUGGACACCAAAAUCAUGAGUGCAAGUCGAAGUCAACGUGCCAAACCUGUCGAAAGGGUCAUCACACGUUACUUCACAUCCAUACAGACCCAAACAAGCAACCAGGACCUGAAAAUAAGUUUGCGGGUCAUGGGGGUACUACUUGUGCCACUACCAUACUGGGAACUGUACUAAUUGAGGUGAAAACUGCAAAUGGCGGUUAUCACAAUUGUCGAGCCUUACUGGACCUGAAUGCGGAUCUGAAUGCAGUUUCGUUACAACCAGCUGUGCUAACCGACUCAAGCUACCAAUCAAGAAAUUGA
Messenger RNA from Symsagittifera roscoffensis, 1347 nucleotides. RefSeq lists its product as uncharacterized. The record is from RefSeq and is a predicted model, not a curated record. NCBI's taxonomy places the organism in Eukaryota, Metazoa, Xenacoelomorpha, Acoela, Convolutidae. The transcript has a single exon. Bases 1 to 1347 code for a protein of 448 amino acids.